Sphaeramia orbicularis (orbiculate cardinalfish) is the source of this 3655-nucleotide messenger RNA. It is a transcript of the gene efna3a, whose product is annotated as ephrin-A3a. Gene Ontology annotation, cellular component: plasma membrane. The transcript has 5 exons. Gene Ontology annotation, biological process: axon guidance; ephrin receptor signaling pathway. NCBI's taxonomy places the organism in Eukaryota, Metazoa, Chordata, Actinopteri, Kurtiformes, Apogonidae. The coding region runs from base 599 to 1273 and encodes 224 amino acids. The record is from RefSeq and is a predicted model, not a curated record. Gene Ontology annotation, molecular function: ephrin receptor binding.
UUGUGUGCGCACCGUGCUGUGGAUGCUGUGGAUACUGUGGAUACUGCUGCUGCUGCUGGUGGUGCUGAUGAGAGAGAGGAGCGGCAGGUACGGAAACCUUGGCAACGGAGCUUGGAUGCGCCUUGAAGCUUUUCUUUCUUUUUUUCUUUUUUUUUGUAAAGAACAUUUUCCUCCUAAACUCAGCUGUCACUCGUACAUGUGGCCUUAUGAUCACCUGUAUUGCUGCUCUUAAAUGAAAAACAGAUUCACCAAACAAAAGAAGGAGUGAUUCCAAAGUGCUCAGCGGCUGCGCGAGACAAGAAAAAGAAAAAGAAGAAAAAGAAGAAGUACUAAUAGAUUUGCAGCUGAUGAAGAUGGGCAAAUGGGUUUUGUCGCGAUGGGAUUGGAGUUGAAGAACACGUAAAAGGCUCAGAAGUCAACAUUUGUGUGUGUUGAGAUAACUUGAAAAGGCGUUAUUUAUUUAUUUAUUUAUUUAUUUAUUUAUUUAUUUAUUGUUGGACCGCUGGGAUGUUGUGAGUGACGCGUCGACUGGGACAGAAGGAGCGGGGACGCAGAAGGAACAGAGGGGAACCAGGGCUGGACGCGCACCGGAGGGAUUAUGGCUCUCGCAACGUUUUCUCUCAGCCUCAUCACGCUGGUGCUUACAAACUUGCACCUGUCGAGAGCCAGCAACCGGCAUGCAGUGUACUGGAACAGCUCAAACCUCCUGCUUCGGAAGGAGGGCUACACAGUACAGGUCAGCGUCAACGACUACCUGGACAUCUACUGCCCGCACUACAACACCAGCCAGCGGGGGACACUAGAGCGCACCGUGGCCGAGCAGUACAUCCUCUACAUGGUCAGCUAUAGAGGCUACCGCAGCUGCGACCCUCAGCUGGGCUUCAAACGGUGGGAAUGCAACCGGCCCCACGCGCCCCACGCACCCAUCAAGUUCUCAGAGAAGUUCCAGCGUUACAGCGCCUUCUCUCUGGGCUACGAGUUCAACGUGGGCCAGGAGUACUAUUACAUCUCCACACCCACCCACCACCACGGCCACAGCUGCCUGAGACUGAGGGUCUACGUCUGCUGCUCCACUGUCUCCCAGGCAGAUGAUGACUCCAGUCAGACUUCUCCCGACUACACAGUCAGGCCAAACAUCAAAAUACACAACAUUGAUGAAUUUAACCCCGAAGUUCCCAAACUGGAGAAAAGUGUCAGCGGCAGCAGCCCAUCACGUGACCGCCUUCUUCUCACCGUGGGGAUGCUGCUCGUGUCUGCCGUGCUUUUGUCCUAGCGACUGUAACCGAGAGCAACACCUCAUACAUAGCUGGACCGCCUUGUCCAAAGGGCUUUGUAUCCAUGAUGGUUUUGGAUGGAAAAGCUUGGAGAAACACAGGAGUGAGUCGAUUAGAGGCGCAGCAGAACCACAUACAAAGUCACAGAAAGAAAAAAAACAAAAAACAAAAACAAACAAACUUGAACUUAACUUACUAGACUUAAAAAAAAGGAGAGGCCUUUUUGCUGUCAUAUUUACACCUGUGUGUUUUGGUCUUGGACAUCAUAGUCAUACAAAUACCAGAACAUUUCAUGCCGGUGUGUUUUUACCACAACAUGGAGACCAACAUCAGAAUGAGACUUCUGUGCUGUUAUCACGUCUGGCAGCCAAUUAUGAAGUGAGAAAGCGGAGUUGUGGAGGCGGAUGUAGACUACACACUUUUAUCGUAGCAUGGAUAUCAGUCACCUGAGGAAUUUAAGCAGAGUUGUCUUCGGCUGAUGAAAGCAAGGUUUUUGGAAGUGUGGGCUUUGAAGAGGGCAGCAAAUGUAGACUUUGCAGUGGAUUUUUAGGCCUUGGACUAUGGACCAAGUAUGCUGAUGGAUUACAUUUUACUUUGAUCUAGUGAGGAGGAGAAGCCGGACUCUGGAACUGUCCUGAUCUUACCUGGGUUACACAGGAUAUUUCUAUAAUCAGUCAAUGAUGAGAACUGCCGCCAUUGUCCUGGACACUGAGGAAUGUUUUCACAUUGAUGUGAAGGAUUGCUGGUUACACGAAUUCAAGGUGUUUCUCAAAAAAAGAGAGAGACUUUGUGAGGAUAUCCACAGGCCUUUCAAGAAUCCAUUUUCACCAAACAUCAAAUAUACCCCUGGCUUUGUGAUAGGUACAGAUGCAAAACCUGCAUUUUUAGCGGAUAGUGAGUGCCUCUUAGAACUAGUCCUUUGUCUGCAUUUCCUGCCUUCAGACUGUAACAACCCUAGAAAAAUACAGACCCUGGACUAGUAAUUUGACGGCACUUAGAUGUGGUAGAUGUGGUAGAUAUGUGUUUUGUUCCGAUGCAUUUACCUUCAGCACUUGGCGUAGAUUUUCCGGAUGUCAGACCUUUCUCCCUCGCAGCAAUCAGCGGAGUCAUUCAGAAUACCACUAAUUUACAACUCUCAAGCCUCUCUCGGCAUCAAGUUUCCCUUUUAAUCCCAGACAACCCGCGUCUGUUCCUUUUCCACUUCAGAGGUUCCUAGCCAAUCAGUACUGAUGGCCAUUACAGCAGUCAUGGUCACCGUGGAAACGACCCCAUACAGUCGCCAGAGUGCGGCAGGUGCCUGAGGAGAAUUUGUGCUUUGAGUCUCAAAGUGACGCUGCCGCCAUUUUGUUUUAAAAAAAAACAAGAAAACAAAACCAAAAAAAAUGAAACAAAACACAAAAAGAAUAAAAAAACAACAACAACAACAAAAAAAAACCCGAACACGUGUGAAUGUGCAAAUAAAGAGUUCACUUUUUUAUAUUGUAAUACAGGACAACGUAGGCUGGCAUUAAUCAGAUUACAAUGUGUGCUUUUUUAAUUUAUUUACUUUUCAAAUGUAUUUAUUUUAACAUUAAAGUAUAUUAUUUAUCUACCUAAUUUAUUAGUGUGCAUUUGUAGGCCUUUGCUCAAUAAGCUAUUGUGCCAUUUUUUAUUAUUAUUUUUUCUUAAACAGUGGAAUUUUUACCGCAGCAUAUGCUUAUGUAGAUAAAUAGUCAGAUGUAAUUCAGCCUGACAAAGAGAAGGUAAUUGGUUAUGACUAAUCAGUAGGGACAUACUCUCAUGUAACAGAUACAGCUAACCAGAUUAUGUUGCUGAAGAGCUUGUCAUAAACCAACUGUGAAUGCACAGACAGGGCCGAUGUUGAUGGAAGGGCAGCAUUCCUCAAGUGCUGCACUCAUGAAACAAAGGAGUCUGCAUUGUAAUGUAUAUUUAUAAUACAUGGCGGUUAUGGAAUGUUUGUGUAAAAGUGUGUGCGAGUGUGUGUGAGGCUUUCUCUGUCUGCUUUCUUGGGUGUAUGUGUGUGUGAUUGUGUGUGAGUGGGAGGGAGAAAGCGAGCAACAGAAAAAACAUAUGUGUGCACAUUUGGGUGCGUAUGUAUGUAGAAUGUGUUUGUCCGCGCUUUCGAGUAUGUGGCAUUUAGAAAUUUCGUAUCCACUAAGGAGUCAUUUGUAGGAUCUGAAUAUGCAAGUGUGUAUGAGAGAAUGUGCUCUUCUGUAAUGUUAGUUUACGUUACGGGGUUUGGGAAGUGGGCGAAAAGCAUUUACUAAUGUUGAAGACAACCACACGCAAUGUGUUUACCUUUGACAAGAAUGAAUAAAAAAGCUGUAAAUUGAACCAAGAAUGAUUAAAACAUUGCCAAUUAAAAAGUUUUUGCAAAUUUA